Molecule: messenger RNA, 1734 nt
Organism: Acanthoscelides obtectus
Lineage: Eukaryota; Metazoa; Arthropoda; Insecta; Coleoptera; Chrysomelidae
Source: the annotation of a GenBank genome assembly
AUGGAAACUGACCCAGGGGGGUCAGGAAAUGGCACUUCCACCAUGGCAAUGGAGAUGGAGUCGAAGGAGCAGACCAUAGAGGAGUUGAGAGCCGAAUUGGAGAUGGUUCGACAGGAGCCGUCAAAAAAGGACGAUAAGAAGACCAUUGAAAGAUUGAUGAUGAUCAUCGAAGCCCAGCAGCGGACAAUUACCGAGCUAAUAGUUAAAUUAGACCUCCUACUGAAAACCCAGGUACCUUCCCAUCUAUAUAUUACACAUUCUUCCCAACCACUCCAACAAAAUCCCAGUAAAGACAAAGCUGUCAAUCUUCAGAUACCGUUCAAUAAUUCAAGCGAUCUUUCCACAGACGACGAUACACUCCCUGACGGUUUUACCAAGGUUAAGCCCCGUAAAACGCGACGAAACAAGACCGACACGACAGGCUUUCCUCCGCUCCCUCCAGCAAAAUCGCAGUCUGAAACGUCUCAUUCAACUGCAAGCGACUCGAAUAAACAGCCUGUGCCCAAUCUAUCGGUUACUUCUUCGCCUUCGACAUCUCAGGUAUCAGAAGACACGACUGCACAGCCCCCACGCAAGGUACGUGUUCUCCGCGAUGCUUCGAGAUGGCGAGGCGUAAAUCACAAGUUUAUUUCUUUGGGCAUCAAAUUCGAACGCGCGGUUGCCGUCGAUGCAGGAAUCAGGAUAAUUCCCAAGUCCGAGGAUGAUUACCGCAGGACUAUUCGUCUCUUCAGGGAGGAAGAGGUCCAUCGUACUUUACCUCUACCCACGGAGAGGAACAUUCAUGCUGUAAUCAGAGGAGUACCUGCGACACUUUCGGAAACGGAGAUCAAGGAAGAGUUGCAACAGAGGGGAUAUUCCCCCCUCCACAUAAUUCGCUUGCGGCGGCGUGCCCAUGCCUUUAGUGGUAGCCAUACUGCCCAAGAUAGAAAAAUCUCAGCAGCUGUUCAACGAACACGAGCUGCUAGGCAUCGCUACAAAAAAGAAUUCAAGAAUGAAGGUGGAGCGGAAAGCGGAAUAGUGUUGGUGGUACCUGACGUACUCCAAUAUCUUCACAAUGGAAUAUCGACAGAGCAUUUGGAUCUGCAGAAAGCCCAGCAGGAGGUACGACAAUACUCCUACUAUCUGUGCGAUGAACCGAACUUUUUUCGAAGGUAUACGACAAAAGAGUUGUCGAACAUGCAGAAGAUUUGGCAAAUCGGAUAUUUGCAAGAACUGAAUAUAUUGAAGUUACUGAAACUUUGGCACUACACUGAGUAUAAUGAUUUCAAAAGACAAGGAUGUAACAGCAAAACAUUAACUACUUUGCAUGAAGAAUUGAUUGAGACAUCUGCGGUUAUGGAAGUCCCUGCCAUGACUUCGCACUCCUCUUUAACCAUAACACCAGAACAACCAACAGAAGAUGAAAGUCCCGUCGAUUAUUCAGAUAAAUCUAAUAUUUUGCAAAAUGGCGUUGUAGCUGAGCCAAUUCCUGGUACGUCAACUGCAGCUAAAGCUUUGCAACCUUCUAUUUUAUCACUUGAAGAACAGGAAGAUUUGGACUAUGACUAUGUUCAACCAGAGAGUGAGUCCGAAUUAACCACUAUUGAAGAAUUGCUGUUGACAAUGCAGACGACAAAAGAAAAAUAUUCGUCAAAAACCAAAGGUUCAGCUGCUGACCAUGAUAAACAAUACAGCAAUGUGGUUGAAAAUAAGAAAAAUGAUGCAGUCAGCCUCAGGGCAAAAACAAAGCCUUGA